This is a messenger RNA of Peromyscus maniculatus bairdii (prairie deer mouse), 3175 nucleotides long. It is a transcript of the gene Niban3, whose product is annotated as niban apoptosis regulator 3. NCBI's taxonomy places the organism in Eukaryota, Metazoa, Chordata, Mammalia, Rodentia, Cricetidae. The record is from RefSeq and is a predicted model, not a curated record.
CCCCAGGUCCCAGAACCGGCUCGGGUACCGUGUAGCUGCUGUGUUCCGGCCGUGUGGCCGCACCCCUGCCGCUGGGAACAUGCCAGGGCUCACCUGGCACCUCAGCCUGCCCUGCGCUCUGCCCCUCCGGCUCCCUGCGUGCCUGCCCAGUCUUGAGCAAGGCGAACUACGGUGAGCUUCCCCCAUGAUGCCCUAGGGUCGCAUAACGAUGGCAGAAGUGUCCGAGGUGACUCUCGGGUGCUCCCCCACCUCCUCUUGCAGAGGCUGAAAUGUGGGCGCAGUGGCUAGAGCUCGAGCAGCCGCUGCCUUGGAGCACGAAGUGGACCUAGCGGGAGAGGGUGGUGGGCCCGGCGCAGUGUGGGAGUCAGGGGCAUCCCCGGAAGGUCACACGAGCCCGGCGGGAGUGGGAAUUGAAACCUCCCUGAGCCAGCGUGGCACGGAAGGGUGCGGUCCGGAACCGCAGAUGGGAAGUUGCUUCUGGUGUCUGGUCCCCGAGGACCCUUGGGCUGCGACAAUGAGGAAGUGGGACAGGCUGGGACACGAGCCAGUGAGGACACAGUGGGAAGAAGCCGCACUGCCGGGGACUUCCAACAGCCGAGGGCAGAGGUGGCCGUGAGGACCCCGUGUGAGCACUUCCGCAUGGGGCACGUCCGUCGCCUGUGCCCGGCCUCAAGGGGCCACUGCGCCUGGGAUCUGCCUGGCGCUCCAGGGUGCUGCUGACCUCCAGCCUCGGGGAGGGAAGGCAGAAGGAGACUGAGGGCGCAUGGGGGGUUGUGUUCCCACGCCCCAGGUCAUCCAUUUCUUCAGUCAGCUAUCUGCUCCUUCUGUUGAGACAGGAGUUCACGUAGCCCAGGCUGGCCUCCAUGACCUAAACUCGUGACUCCUGCCUCUGCUUUCUGAGUGCGGGCAUGGCAGAGAUGUGCCACCCACCUGUCCCAGGGCAUUGUUUUCCCCACACUGCCUUGGUCUCCCCUGGGGCGGCCCCCUCUGUCCCCCACAGAAACCCCAGUCUUGGUCCGGGAUGCCCCCAGGGGACGGGGGAGGCAGGUGCGGGGGGGGGGGGGCAGAGGGUUGACCCAGCGACAGCACCCUCCUGGAACCUGGGCCACUUGCCUGCCACCCAGCACCCUGAGCAGAGGUGGCCAGGACGGCUCUGCACAGUGACAGGAUGGGGGUGCGGCCCUCCAGCCCCUUGGACAAACGGCAGCAGCAGCAGCUGAGGGGUCAAGUGGACGGCCUGCUGAGGGUCUUCUUACCCUGUUACCGCAGGCAGCUGGCGACGGCCAUGCUGAGGCAGAUCUCCAGGGAGCUAGAGCCCCGGGAGACGGGCGGGCGCCAGCUGUCCCACACCAAGAAGCUGCCUCGAGUCCGGGAGCACCAAGGACCCUUGACCCUGCUGUGGGGCCACCCACCACAGUGGCAACCCACCUUCUGUGUCCUGCGUGGGGAUGGACGUCUGGAAUGGUUCAGCCAAAAGGAGGAGUAUGAGUCGGGGGGCCGUCCCCUGGGCUCCACAGCCCUGACCGGGUACACGCUGCUCACCUCCCAGCGUGAAUACCUCUGCCUUUUGGAUGACCUCUGCCCAAGCUCCUCUGGAGACCUCGCUCAGGAGGAGCCGCUGAGAGUGCUGGAGGAGCCGGUGAGCUUCCCGCUCUUCCUCGUGCACCCUUUCCGGGCUCACCUUUGCUUCUGUGCGGGCAAGCGAGGCGCGCAGCGCGCCUGGAGGCUCGGCCUGCAGGGUGCCAUCCGGCUGAGAGCCACCGUCCUGCAGCGCAGCCGGGUGCCCGCGGCCUGCGCCUUCCUGGACGCCGUGCAGCUCUUUCGACGACGCCGGGGCUUUGCCGGUGGCGACGACGCGACACUGGGCUCCGAUGCGGAGGUGCUGAGCGCCGAGCUGAUGCGGGAACUGUUGCCGGCGCUGCGCGCACAGACGCUGCGGGGCCUGCGCGGUGCGGGGCGCGCCCGGGCCCGGGGCUGCGCGGAGUUCCUCAACGCUGUGCACGCGACCGUCCUGGCCCGGGUAUCCGCAGGGCUGCGCGCAUUCCAGCCCGAAAAAGACGCGCUGCUGGCGAAGCUGGAGAGGACAGUGCGCGCAGAGUUCGAGCAGAUCAUGCAGCAGCGGGCCCAGUGCGCGCAGAAACUGGAAGCCGAGAUCCGGGACCCCCUGGAGGCAUGCCUGUGCAGCAUGGUGGAUCCGCAACUGCCCCAGCUUACCCUUGCGCUGCUGAGCCCGGUGGAAGCCACGCUCCAAACCGUUCGGACUCUCCUCAUCCGGGGCAUGGACCGGCUGUCUCACCACCUGCGCAAGAACCCUUCGGGCACACGGCUCCGCAGGGAGGUUUAUGAAUUUGGGGAGAUCCCUUGGGACCCGGAGCUGAUGCAGGCCUGCUAUCGGGAGGCGGAGAGAAACCGCGGCCACCUGGCCCAGCUGGCAGACCCGUUUGGCUUCCUGGGGAUGCGGAGCCUGGUGUUUGGGGCCCAAGAUCUUGCCCAACAGCUUAUGGCGGCCGCCGUCACCACCUUCUUAGAACUGGCUGACCAGUGUCUGACGUCGGCGCUGGACUGCGACCAGGCAGCUGAGCAGCUGGAGAAAGUCAGAGGCCUUGUGCUGAAGAAGUUCACCUCGGACAGCGAGACCGCUCGGUCGAGGUUCACCCGGGACUGGCUGCUGGGAAUCCUCUGGCCCUUUGUGUGGAGCCAGCUUGGGGUGAGCUCUAACUCGGAACAGCCUGAGGUGGAUGGGGACAUCCUGGCCAUGGGCUGCCAGGUUCUGACCACCGAGGGUGUCUGCAGGGACGUCAUCCAGGGCCUCCUUCUGCAGAGGAUCGACAGAGAGUUGAAAAAGAGUCUUGGUGCCAGUGACAGAGUGUGCUCUCCAGCUGGCUGCUCGGUAUCCCUGUGAACCAGGAAGGAGCAAACGAGGGAGCUGAGGCCCCUCCACCCACCUUUGUUUCCAAGAACAUUCCAGAGCUGGUCUUCACCCACGCCCACCCUGGUGGACAAUGGAUAAAGACCCAAGUGUGUGAACUACUUCUGGCCUUUCAACUGCGGCACAUCCAACAAAGCAUCGUAGAUUGUAUGUUCCUACUAGAAUUUGUACACUCAAGUUCUGAGCUAGCCUGGGCUACCAUAAUAAGACAUUGUAUAAUAAAAAUCAAAAAUCCAAAAAUAAAAA